AUGGGGAAGGAAAAGCAGGAACAGACAAACAGGAUGUCCGUUGGCAUCCUUAAGAGGGAAGAGAAAGGACUGGGCAGAGCUGGAGAUGAGGGUCUGGAAAACGCCAAACCCUCUUCAGAGCCUGAUGGAAAAAGGCAAGAUGACGAGCCAGGGGUUGGCCCACUUCCCCAGAAGGUUGGCAGUGCAGACCUACAAGGCAAGGUGGAAACGGAGGCCUCCUCUGCGCCCCCAAUUGAAAAAGGGUGUCAGGCGAAAGGGUUUUUUCACACUUGGGCUCCCUCACAGCUCCGCCAGCAUCCAAAUCGGGCUUUUGUGAGUCCCAGUUCACAACCUGACCCCGGCAAAAGCAUCAAUUCAGAUUGCUGCCUUCACGUUCGCCUCUACUACUGCGAUGUGCUCGUGAAAGAGAUGACCGUAAGCACUGCAGAAGGCUGCCGGAUCACCUACUCGACGGCGAUGGAAGAGAACGAGGUCCUGUAUGGCCCCAGCGGCAUCGAAGAAAUCCAGUUCCCUCCGCCGGAAGUCCUAGGCUACAGAAAUUGGGGGCCCAAGGCCACCUGGGUCUUGAAGAGGUUGCUCCCCCAUUUGAAUCGUGGCGUGCUCCUUUGGGUAGCUCCCGAAGGAAUCUUCCUGAAACGGCAGUGCCAAAGUCGGGUUUACUGGAAGGGGCCACUGGCACCCCACAAGGACCAGCCCAACAAACUGGAGAGGGAGAAAACCUAUUGGCUGUUGGACACGCAACAAUUCCUCCAGGAGUUACGAGGCUUCCUCAGACAUGGAAAGCCGCUUCCGCAGUACCAGAUCCACCUCUGCUUUGGAGAAGAAUUUCCACCUGUUCCCAACCAGAAGCUCCACAGAUUCAUCACGGCAGAGGUGGAACCGGUGUUUGCCCGCAACCUCUGUCUCUACGCCCAGCAGUAUCUCCAGGGCUCUCAGACCUGCCCUCCCAAGACACCCGAGAAGAUCAUCCAGCUCCUGCAGCAGCUUUCCUCCUCUUGACCCGCUCCGGGGGUCACCGCUGACCUGGAGGAGACGUCCUGGUUGCUUCUGCAGAGCACUGACCAAGGGACCCGCCUCUCAAGAUUCAGCCUCUUCUCUCAGGAAUUCAUGGCUGACCUGGGCUGGAAUCUUGCAGGAAAGAAGGACUCUGUGUUUGGCCUGGAUAUUCCUUUUUUAUGCAUACAUACAUACAUACAUACAUACAUCUCCACACCACAAGCUAAGCAAACACCUGGGCACA
This is a messenger RNA of Pseudonaja textilis, 1240 nucleotides long. NCBI's taxonomy places the organism in Eukaryota, Metazoa, Chordata, Lepidosauria, Squamata, Elapidae. The record is from RefSeq and is a predicted model, not a curated record.